AAACAAUAUAGAAAAAUGGGUUGGUUUGAUGGUAUUCCUGGUCUUUCUCAAAUGGAAGCUGGUUGGCAUCAGUAUCACAAGAUUAGAGGAGACGUUACAGUUAUUAAUGAGUCAGAUCUAACUUUGGAAUGCUACAAUAAUCAUGCUUAUCAAGUUGAUUUUUGGGGUGGUUUGAAUCGUACCAUUCAUCCAGGUGCUUCUUUUGAUUGUCACAUUGAAUUUUAUGCCUUCAUGGACACUAACAAGGGUGAUACGGCAGCUGAAAGUGAUUACAAUGUUUUUUUCGAAGGCCAGUGCUGGGGCCAAUUGAAUAUCUAUGCAAGGGAUGGUUUUAUUGGAACAAAAUCUGCAACAACUCCAGCAUAUAAAUUAGGGUCUGAACCUUUCGUCAAUCUGUAUAGAUCCAAUGAAAGAACAGUCAUCAAGAUUUUCAAUGGAGAUGGUAUUAAGGAAAUUAUGAAUAAGAGAUUUACAGAUAAAAUUGAAGGAUUACAAAAUGAACUCAUAAGGGUGACAGAAUUGAUUGUCAAAAACCAAGGUGCAGUUGCUGAUUUAUUGAAACAACAAGAGGAAUUGAAGAAACAAAUUUCAGCUACCAUUACUGCAAAGAGUAAAUACACAAAUUGAGUAUGAUAAAACUCUGUUUCUAUCUC
This is a messenger RNA of Naegleria gruberi, 653 nucleotides long. RefSeq lists its product as uncharacterized. The transcript has a single exon. NCBI's taxonomy places the organism in Eukaryota, Heterolobosea, Eutetramitea, Acrasida, Naegleriidae. Bases 16 to 627 code for a protein of 203 amino acids. The record is from RefSeq and is a predicted model, not a curated record.